Messenger RNA from Apaloderma vittatum (bar-tailed trogon), 1549 nucleotides. Its product is annotated as protein turtle homolog B-like. Gene Ontology annotation, molecular function: protein binding. Gene Ontology annotation, biological process: cell-cell adhesion. The annotation marks the transcript as partial. The record is from RefSeq and is a predicted model, not a curated record. Lineage: Eukaryota; Metazoa; Chordata; Aves; Trogoniformes; Trogonidae. The transcript has 11 exons.
GUGAGCGAUGGGAGCCUGACAGUGGUCUCCAUCACCCGGGAGGACAGGGGUGCCUACACGUGCCGGGCGUACAGCAUCCAAGGGGAGGCUGUGCACACCACGCGCCUGCUCGUUCAAGGACCUCCCUUCAUCGUUUCCCCUCCGGAGAACAUCACGGUCAACAUCUCCCAGGAUGCGCUCUUCACCUGCCAGGCCGAGGCGUACCCCGGGAACCUCACCUACCUGUGGUACUGGGAGGAGGAGAACGUCUACUUCAAGAACGACCUGAAGUUGAGGGUGCGGAUCCUGAUUGACGGGACGCUGAUCAUUUUCCGUGUCAAGCCAGAGGAUGCUGGAAAAUACACCUGUAUCCCCAGCAACAGCCUGGGCCGCUCGCCAUCAGCCUCUGCCUACCUGACGGUGCAAUAUCCUGCCCGCGUGGUGAACAUGCCCCCCGUCAUCUAUGUUCCCAUCGGGAUACACGGAUACAUCCGUUGCCCGGUUGAGGCAGAGCCCCCGGUCACGCUGGUCAAGUGGAACAAGGACGGACGUCCCCUGCGAAUCGAGAAGUAUGCUGGCUGGAACCUGCUGGAAGACGGGUCGAUCCGGAUAGAGGAGGCAACCGAAGAUGCUCUCGGCACUUACACCUGUGUGCCUUAUAACGCCCUGGGUACGAUGGGCCAGUCUCCCCCUGCCCGACUGGUACUGAAGGACCCCCCCUAUUUCACGGUGCUACCAGGCUGGGAGUACAGACAGGAGGCAGGGAGGGAGCUGUUGAUUCCUUGCGCUGCUGCCGGAGACCCCUUUCCCAUCAUCGCCUGGAGAAAGGUAGGGAAGCCCAGCAGGAGCAAGCACAACACGCUGCCCGGUGGCACCCUGCAGAUCCGCUCCCUCGGCAAGGACGACCACGGCGAGUGGGAGGGCCCAGCAUGUGGUUUUGCUCCCCUUUAACACAUCCCUCUCUCGGCAGGCACAAGCCCUCACGCUCCGACCAGCGUACACGUUGUGGUCGCCAUGACCUCAGCCAACGUCUCCUGGGAGCCCGGCUACGACGGUGGAUACGAGCAGACUUUCUCAGUUUGGAUGAAGAGAGCCCAGUUCGGCCCUCACGACUGGCUGUCUCUCCCUGUGCCAGCUGGUUCCAGUUGGCUACUGGUGGAUACCUUGGAACCGGAGACUGCGUACCAGUUCAGUGUCUUGGCUCAAAACAAGCUGGGUACCAGCUCCUUCAGCGAGGUGGUCACUGUGAACACUCUAGCAUUCCCUGUAACAACUCCAGAGCCUCUGGUGUUGGUUACCCCACCGAGGUGCCUAACAGCCAACCGGACACAGCAAGGCGUCCUCUUGUCGUGGCUUCCUCCUGCUAACCACAGCUUCCCCAUCGACCGCUACAUCUUGGAGUCCCGCAUCGCGGAGAGGUGGGAGAUCUUGGACGAUGGCAUCCUGGGCACCGAGACCGAGUUUUUUGCCAAGGACUUGUCCCUGGACACCUGGUAUGAGUUCCGGGUCCUCGCGGUCAUGCAGGAUCUCAUCAGCGAGCCCAGCAACGUUGCUGGCGUGUCCAGUACAG